This is a messenger RNA of Symbiodinium sp. CCMP2456, 1764 nucleotides long. The record is from the annotation of a GenBank genome assembly. NCBI's taxonomy places the organism in Eukaryota, Dinophyceae, Suessiales, Symbiodiniaceae.
AUGGCAGCAGGCGCAGACGAGCCGGGAUGCAGCUCAGAGGUGACAAUAAUUCGCCCCGAACUGCAGAUCUUAGCGGCCGGAGGCUUCCGCUGUCUCCGCUUGCUGGGACGAGGCCAGUACGGCACCGCGCAUCUUGUGGAAUGCACAGACAAACCCGGAGAGCCUGAGCAGGUGGUGGCCAAAGUCGUUUUCCUUGAUCAUCUUAAGGACAAAGACCGCGCUUUGGCUUUGCAAGAGGUGGAGCUCUUGAAGAGGCUCAAGCAUCCAAAUGUGGUCCAACACCACACAUCCUUCCUCCAUCACAGAGGAACGACCCCCCACACGGGCGAAGCACUCGUCAACGUCAUGGAGUAUUGUGCAGGUGGCGACCUGAGAGUCUGGCUCGAGAACUGUGCGGCGGCGGAAGAGCGCCUGCCGGAAGAGUCGGUGUUGAGCCUCUUUGUGCAAAUGCUCAAAGGAGUGGGUUAUGUCCACUCCUGCAGAAUACUUCAUCGUGACCUCAAGACAUCCAACAUGCUGCUCGACCAAGACCAUCGUAUCGUGAAGGUGGGUGACUUCGGAAUUGCCAGAGUUCUGGAAAGCACCACGGCGGUGGCUGCAACGAUGCUUGGGACUCCCUACUACAUGUCGCCGGAGGUUUGUAAGGGCGAGCCUUACCGGGACAAGAGCGACAUGUGGUCUUUGGGAUGCGUUCUGUACGAGAUGUGCCGCCUUCGGCACGCCUUUGAGUCGCAAUCCCUUCUGGGUCUGGUGUACUGCAUUGUGUCGGAGCACUAUGACCCCAUUCCAGAUGUCUAUGCCUCCGAGGUGUCUGAGCUCGUGGGCCUGCUCCUGGCGAAGAACGCAGAUGAGCGGCCCACGGCAGAACAGGCUCUUGCGCUGCCAGUGUUGCAGCCCUACAGCAGUGCGGAGCCCCUGGAGUUUCCAGAGCCGGCAUUUGGGCGGACAGCUCCGGCCGCAAUCAAAGUGAUCGAGGAGGACUCGAGCCCGCCUCCUCCUCCGCCAGAGGAGCUGGUCUCAGAAGGCCCUCGGCCUCCGCCGUCACCGUGGUCACAGGCGUCAUCCACACUGCCCGGUACAAGGCCCGGAGAGCUUGCUGCAAAGCCGCUACCGCCAAAGCGCGUGGUGGCGACUGGCCAGCCCCCGCCGCCACCGCCAGGCCCUGGAGUCUCCUCUGCCUCAAGCUGGCGACCACGUACGCAAGCACUCUUGAACUCUUCGGUCGGGGCACGUGGUGCUCGUCAGAAUGUUGAGAUCAGCGAUGAAGUCCAGGUGAUCUUGGCUCGCGCUCGACAGACUUUGCUCCGUCGUCCACGAGCUAAGGGUAACUGGGUUCAGGCCUUUGCCCGGCACGACACCACGGGUCUUGGUGAACUCAGCCCAGAGCAGUUUGCCACUUUCCUUCAGUCACUGUCCGUGGGGCUGAGCUUGCGGGAGGUGGACUUGAUUGUGGCUUGCCUUCUCGGGGAUCGGCCCGCGGUGUCACUUGCUGUCUUUGGUGAGGCCAUCGAACAUGCGCUGUCGACCGGAGAGAUGGAUGCUGUGCUGCUAGCAACGGAGCUUGCUGGUGAGUCUGCAGAGGGUCUAGCGGCACUCGCGGGGCAGCAUCCAGUCGAUGCUGUCACCUCAUUGGCGACAUCUCCUGACCCGGAUGCACUUCACAGGUUCCUGCUUUGGCUCCCGAAGAACCUGGAUGGAAGCGUGGACUGGGCGACUGCGGAGGAGUGGAGAGCAUCAUCCGUCAAAUCGUCGAAAGCCGGGUAG